This is a messenger RNA of Magallana angulata, 2856 nucleotides long. Its product is annotated as tripartite motif-containing protein 2-like. The transcript is spliced from 4 exons. Bases 24 to 2705 code for a protein of 893 amino acids. Lineage: Eukaryota; Metazoa; Mollusca; Bivalvia; Ostreida; Ostreidae. Gene Ontology annotation, molecular function: zinc ion binding. The record is from RefSeq and is a predicted model, not a curated record.
GAUUCAAAGAUAUAGCAUUAGACAUGGACACAGCAAGCUCCCCAUAUAGAGCACAUUCGUGUUCUAAGUGUCCGGGGGACACAGAGUACUAUUGUGUAUCGUGUCCAUGUGAUCUGUGUCCCCAGUGUAAAGAGAACCAUGUAAAAGAUCUCCAAACAAUUGACCAUGAUGUUGUGUCACACCGUGAUAAACUCAAUUACAUCCCAACACAAGAGAUCUGUGUGAGACAUCCUGGCCAUGUUUAUACAAAGUACUGUGAACCUUGUCAAGUUCCUGCCUGUAAUAAAUGCCAACAACAUAAAAAACACAAGAAGAUAGAUGUUAGAACAGCCUAUAAUAAAACAAAGCGACAACAACACAGAGGAACCAUUCACACCAUCAGAAGUGAGGCUCUCUUUUACAGACCUGUUCUCCUGACAGGAAUCAAAACUGAUGUCAAAACAUGUCACACAGAAUUCUCCCUCUUUCAAUCAGAGAUAUCAACAAAGGCCCCGAAACUGAAGAAUCUCAUAAAUAAAGCGAGAAAAGAUUUCAUGUACAAUGUGUUUUGUGACUUUGAUUUCAAACACAGAUGUUUAAAACAGAUGAUAAAAAUGAGCAGACAUAUUGUCAGCCUUCAGGAAUAUGAACACAGAUAUGUACAGCCAGCAUUCACAUUCAGUGCGCUACAAUUCCUCUCAUUCACAAAGACAGCCCUCCCCCAGAUACAUCUUACACUCCACACCAGCCAGCUCUCCAUGACUGAGUCACUCAUCAAGGAGGAUGUGAUGGAGUCACUGAGUGCAAUCCAAAUCACAGAGAGAGGAAACCGACGCGUAGGAAACCAGUGUCUGCUGAAACUGACGUUUGUUCCUGAGUUCCAUCAAUCUCUCACAGUGACAGUUGUUAAUGGUUGUUUUCACAUUUCCUGUGUGACAUCAGACCGGGUCUGGGUCAGUGAUGAUUGGAACAAUCUCAUGUUGACAGACACAACAGGUGUCCCUCUACAUCAUGUGGAGGAUUCAUGUAGUGAUUUAUAUGAUCGUGGUAAUGGAUUACACACAGUGAAGAGUGAGAGUGAACUGAUUUAUAUAGAUAGGAAUUAUAACAUCAACAAACUGUCAAAGGAUAUGAAAACAACCACCACAUUUAUGAAGAGAACAGACCCUACAUGGAGACCCCAUUGUGUGUACUGGUCCCCGUCCACUGGGGAUCUACUGGUCGGGAUGUAUAACAAUGAUACAAAGACAGGCAAGGUAACCCGGUACAACCAGAGCAGACAACUGACACAAACCAUAGAACAUGACAACACAGGACGGGGACUGUAUAGUGAACCUCUCUAUAUAACAGAAAACAACAAUGGGGAUGUUGUGGUGUCUGACUAUGAGUCUUAUGCUGUAGUGGUGACAGAGCAUGGAGGAAGACAUCGUUUCUCCUACACAGGACAUCCAUCAGGAUCAGGACUACGGCCAUGUGGAAUCUGUACUGACGCGCUGUCACACAUCCUGGUGUGUGAUGAUAGAACCAACACAGUACAGAUGUUAGACAGGGACGGUCAGUUCCUGUCACAUCUACUGAUAAGACCAUCAGGGAUAUUCUCACCAUACAGCCUGAGUUAUGAUGUCAACACUCACCGCCUCUGGGUCGGAUCACGGGACAACAACACGGUGGUUAUAUACAGGUAUAUCACCAGACAGGACGCUCUGACAGAUCUGAAUCCAGCCACUGCUGAUGUGAUGGAGUCUCCGAGUGAAAUCCCAACCCCAGGGACAGAAAAACCACAGCAAGGAAACCAGUGUCUGCUGAAACUGAUGUCUCCCCCCGUGUUACUUCCCUCUCUCACAGUGACAGGUGUUUAUCGUUGUUAUCAUAUUUCCUGUGUGACAUCAGACCGGGUCUGGGUCAGUGAUUGGUACAAUAUCAUCUUGACAGACACAACAGGUGUCCCUCUACAUCGUGUGGAGGAUUCAUGUUGUGAUUUAUAUAAUGGAUUACACACAGUGAACAGUGAGAGUGAACUGAUUUAUAUAGAUAGGAAUUAUAACAUCAACAAACUGUCAAAGGAUAUGAAAACAACCACCACAUUUAUAGAGAGAACAUACUCAACAUGGAGACCACAGUGUGUGUACUGGUCCCCGUCCACUGGGGAUCUACUGGUCGCGAUGUAUAACAAUAUUACAAAGACAGGCAAGGUAACCCGGUACAACCAGAGCGGACAACUGACACAAACCAUAGAACAUGACAACACAGGACUGGGACUGUAUAGUGAACCUAUCUAUAUAACAGAGAACAACAAUGGGGAUGUCGUGGUGUCUGACUAUGCCUUUCUCUCUCAGACUGGUGCUGUAGUGGUGACAGAGCGUGGAGGAAGACAUCGUUUCUCCUACACAGGACAUCCAUCAGGAUCAGGACUAGGGCAAUGUGGAAUCUGUACUGACGCGCUGUCACACAUCCUGGUGUGUGAUGAUACAACCCAAACAGUACAGAUGAUAGACAGGGACGGUCAGUUCCUGUCACAUCUACUGAUAAAACAAUUAGAGAAAUUCUCACCACAAAGCCUGAGUUAUGAUGUCAACACUCACCGCCUCUGGGUCGGAUCAGGGGACAACAACACGGUGGUUAUAUACAGGUAUAUCACCAGACAGGACGCUCUGACAGAUGAACACACACACCGUCCUGAUGGGGAGGCCUUGUCCAGCUCAACACCAGCCAUAGAAUGGAGAUAGCUGGGAUAUUGACAGAUGGGCCAAAUUUACCUGACCUUGAGGGGAGAAAAAAGAACAACUUCCUUAAAAUCCUUACAGAGGAAGACAGAAAACAGACUGGCUACGUAGACCACUGAUUAAUGUAAUAUGAUGUCCUUAUCUUCAAGUACGC